Molecule: messenger RNA, 381 nt
Organism: Protopolystoma xenopodis
Lineage: Eukaryota; Metazoa; Platyhelminthes; Monogenea; Polystomatidea; Polystomatidae
Source: the annotation of a GenBank genome assembly
AUGCAUUUUAGUGAGCACUUAAUCAAGUUAGCUGAACUGAAUGCGGCUAAGGCCAAAAAGCUAGCUCUAGAGAGGCGCAUCCUUCAAGCUGCUGCGCGUGGCCUAACACAUCUGUGCGUUAUUAGGGUGCCUGAAAACUAUGGGGACCUUUCUGCUUCUUCUGUAUCCGGUGCCAUAUACCAGGCCGCAUUGUCUGCUUACUCUCGUCGCGUAGACAAGACAGAGGCAGCUGUCAUGGAGGAGAUUCGGCUGCAACGGCGCUUCUCUACACCCCCGGAAACCGCUAGAAUGCAAUUGGAACCAUCAACUAGUAUGUUACCAAUCCAUAUCGAUGUGUUGCAAGUCUUGUCACUUCGACCUUUAUCCUAUUUGGUGUUUUGA